This is a messenger RNA of Quercus lobata, 834 nucleotides long. RefSeq lists its product as uncharacterized. The record is from RefSeq and is a predicted model, not a curated record. The transcript is spliced from 2 exons. NCBI's taxonomy places the organism in Eukaryota, Viridiplantae, Streptophyta, Magnoliopsida, Fagales, Fagaceae. Bases 1 to 834 code for a protein of 277 amino acids.
AUGGAUGAAGUUACUAGCACAAAAAUUUCAUCUCAAGAAGUGCCAAAUGUUGAAUGUCCUCUUUGGCAAUAUGUGACUAAAGUAGAAAAACCACUUGGUGCUACUGUUAAAAAAGGUGGAAACACAUACUUUAAGUGCAACUAUUGUGGUGUAGUUUAUUUGGGAUCCUAUUCUAGGGCUAAGGCUCAUUUAUUAAAAAUUCUUAAUAAAGGUUGUGGGCCUAUAUCUAUUUCCCCAUUUCGAAGACAGGAAGGGAGUGAUAGUACAAAUCCGAUUGAUGGUAAGAGGAGGAAGGUAAUUGGGAUUUCUCCUAUUGAGAAAGCAUUCCAGAAUAAUGCUAGACAUGAAUUGGAUAGUAGAAUUGCUAAGAUGUUUUGCAUCGGUGGGCUUCCAUUUAACUUUGCAAGGAACCCAUAUUAUUGUAAUUCCUAUGCAUAUGUUGCUACCCAUAGCAUCCCAGGUUAUGUUCCUCCUAGAUACAAUGCCUUAAGAACAACACUUUUGCAAAAAGAAAGAGCUCAUAUUGAAAGACUCUUGAAACCAAUUAAGGACUUUUGGCUUGAAAAUGGUGUAAGCAUAGUUUCUGAUGGAUGGUCAGAUCCACAAAGGAGGCCUCUUAUUAAUAUUAUGGUUGUAUCAGAUGGGGUUCUAGUGUUUAUAAUGGCAAUUGAUGGGUUAGGUGAGUUCAAAGACAAACAUUAUAUUUCUGGGGUGUUGAAGGAUGCUAUAAAAGAGAUUGGACAUGAAAAAUUUGUUCAAGUUAUCAUUGAUAAUGCUAAUGUGAUGAAGUUUGAUAGAACUCUUAUUGAAGGUGAGUAUCCUAAAAUAUUUUAG